UCCGCUGCGGCCCCGCCCCCUCAGACACGUUGCCUUGGGAGAAGCAACACGGGCGGAUGACUGGCCGUGGCUGCUGCCUCCCCGCUCACACGCCGCACGUCCCGCACAUCAGCUGCUCCCUGCCCCACCGUCCGGCCGGAUUUACCGUCGAACAAAAGGAGGAGUCCGACAAGCCGCCGCAUCCCGGGAAGGUAGGCACCGACCGUCCGCUCCGAUGAACACCGACCAUUCUUUGCCGUUUCUUACCGGAGGAAUUUAACUCAGGUCAGUGAUGGUCAGAGCGAGUUAGAGGCUGCAGCUGAGGAUGUCUGCCACGGAUUCGGACAACUCCAUCGACUGGCUGGCGAGCGACAAUGAGGAGAGCGACAGCGGAGUGACGGAAAAGACAGACUUGGGCCCGCCUGACAGCAGCUGCGGUAGCGGCACGCUGAAGGAGGGGGACAGUAUGAGGAAGGAGGUCAGGGAGGUCUCCAGCUGGGGAUCUCCCGGCUGCACGGAGAGACGGGACAGAGCCUCCGCCACUGGACUGUGUAGAAAACAGCAAGGGGGCAAAGCGAAAGGCGAGAAGGCGCUAAAGAGACCUCACAGCUCGGCGGAGGAGCAGCUCUUCUCCCAGAAAGACAGAAUCUUCAGCGAGAAGUGCAUGGAGCUGCAGUGCUACAUUCAUCCGCUGUCAAUGAUCUUGAACGGCCUCCGUUCAGGCAGAUACAAAGAAAGACUCAGCAGUUUCCAGGAGAGCGUGGCCAUGGACAGGAUUCAGAGGAUCAUGGGUGUCCUGCAGAACCCGUUCAUGGGGGAGAAAUACAUGGACAUCAUCCUUAAAAUGGAGGAGAUGCUGAAGAGCUGGUUCCCCAACGUCAAACUCCAGGAGCAGGUCACCGUCACCCCCACAGAGGAAGCCGUUCUCAGCAAGAGGCUUAAGAUUUCUCCAAUGACCUGCACAGCAGCUGUAAGCCCCGCCUCCGCCGGUGAUCCUGCAGCUGCAACCAAACUUCUGAGCGUCACAGACCUGACUCCACCUGAGGCCUACUCCGCCAACAACCUGAAAUGGCUCCACACGUCACCCAUCUGCUCCCCGGUGGCAGAGCAGGCCCAGGCCGGUCCCAGGCAGCCGCCGCCGCCGCUCAGAGACAGAGACCUAACGCAAGACAGCGCCGUGUCCUCCAGCACGGACGGCCUCACUAAGACGGACCCUGUGCCCAGAGGCCCUCUGCCGGGCAAAAUCAACGCGCCCUGCCUGGAGAGGCUCCUCAAAUCCACAGACAGUAUCAUCACACGCCGGGGGGCCAGCGACCUCAGUUGGUCUUAGUCCACGGGGAGGGGCCGGGCGUCCAAGCUCGGCCCCAGCUUUCCAGGUCUCUCAGCUCAUUCCAGCCGUCGGGAGAGACGGGAGCCUUCAAAAAGGGAUGACACAGAUUCCCCUUCAGAGUGGAACAAGCAAAAGCGCGCCCUUUCCUGACGGGACAGGCUUUCGCUCCCCUCGUGUCAGCGCGCACUCGUUUGCACUCUGGAGGCGGACGCGCCGGAGCGGGGAAGCAGAAACGCCGCCCGUCAACCGGAUUAAGUAUUGACACAAGGCGAAUCGUCCCCUGCAGCUUUUGAGCAUCCGUGACCCCCAACCUGCAGAGGGCGUUUGAGCUGGAGGGAAGGAUUUCCAGUCGCGCCGCCCCCCUCCCCAUCACUUCCCUGCUUUCUUCGCAACUCCAUUUCUUAAUUUUAUUGAUGUGACUGUUACCUAUUUCUAUCCUUUUAUUGAUACGUCUUUUUGGUACAACUGUUCUACCUCAGCGAGCACCACAUCAUGGGUAGUGUGUAGGAAUGUGAAACACUAAACUCUUAAAAAUCUGGACCCCCUCACCAGAUCCAGCCAAAACGGCCUCCAACCGCAGGGCGCGCUGUCCAAACAGGGAGGAUGCUCUCUCCACGGGGACGCUCUCACGGCCUGACUGGUGCCAUUGUAAAGAAUGUCAACUGCAUAUUUGUUUCGAAGUCUCCCAGCGGACGGCAAACAGUGCCUGUAACGUCAAGCUGUGCCUGUAAGCCGGUUUAAUAAAAAGAAACAGAAAGAGAAGCAUUUCAGAGAACCUGCUCCUCGGUGGGAUGUACAAAUCAGGAAUUUUCACUCUCCUGCCACUUUCCUGUGUCGAUUAAAUUAUUCAGAUUUGCCAACUACUUUCUGUGGUGAAGUAGAACAAGUACUUUUUUUUUUGUUUUUUUUUUUUUUGCCACCGAGCCGGACAGUGUGUUCCAGCUACAGACUGAGGUGUUUAUGUGUAAAUCUAACGAAAACGUUGUCAGUUUACCCUGAAAAGUGGCCUUUAUAGUGUGAAAUUUUAUACUUUCGAAAUAAAUGUGGUUAUAUUGUUUGAUGCAAA
Messenger RNA from Oryzias melastigma (Indian medaka), 2375 nucleotides. RefSeq names its product circadian-associated transcriptional repressor. The coding region runs from base 305 to 1309 and encodes 334 amino acids. Gene Ontology annotation, cellular component: nucleus. NCBI's taxonomy places the organism in Eukaryota, Metazoa, Chordata, Actinopteri, Beloniformes, Adrianichthyidae. Gene Ontology annotation, molecular function: RNA polymerase II cis-regulatory region sequence-specific DNA binding. The record is from RefSeq and is a predicted model, not a curated record. The transcript is spliced from 6 exons. Gene Ontology annotation, biological process: negative regulation of DNA-templated transcription; circadian regulation of gene expression.